Molecule: messenger RNA, 2031 nt
Organism: Sarcophilus harrisii (Tasmanian devil)
Lineage: Eukaryota; Metazoa; Chordata; Mammalia; Dasyuromorphia; Dasyuridae
Gene: PAQR7
Product: progestin and adipoQ receptor family member 7
Exons: 2
Coding region: 852-1907 (351 amino acids)
Biological process (GO): response to steroid hormone
Cellular component (GO): plasma membrane
Molecular function (GO): nuclear steroid receptor activity; steroid binding
Source: RefSeq, a predicted model, not a curated record
AGUUGCAAAGAUCCCUUUCAGUCCCUACAUUCUAUUUUCUAACACUCUGUGUCCUAAGGUUCCUUCCAGCUCUUAUAUUCUCUGUUCUAAAGACCCUCCCAGCUCUGACAUUCUGGGUUCUAAGACUCCUCCCAGCUCUGACUUCCUUCCUUUGUUCAAAACUUCCUUUCUACUUCACACACUGCAUGCUCCAAGAUCUAUUCCAAACAUGACAUUCUCUGUUCUAAGGCUCCUCCCAGCUCUGAAGUUCUAAGGUCUAGUCCGUCUCUGACAUCCCAUGAUCUGAGGUCUCUUACAGUAACAACACUGUUAUCCUGAAAUGCUACCUUGUUGUAAUUUGUAAUUUUCUUGAUUGGUGGAGAAUAGGAGGCAGGAAAGGGAAUAAAAUUGGGAAGAGAAAGUGGUGGGUUUAGUGAAUUUGACUAAGAGAGGAGGUAACAAAUUGUAACAUUUGUUGGAAAUUAGUUUGUAGAAGGCACCUCCCUAAAGGCUGAAUACAAAGAAAGAAUGGGGAUGCAUGAGAAUAGCUAAGAGAAGUUUCUUUGAUAUAAAAUGUUCCAAUCCAGAGAAACAGCACCACUAAUUCUAAGUAUCAGAUUACAGACCUAAAGACCUAAAUUUGAGGAAUUAUACAGGAGAGGUAUAGAUUCUAGGCCUGGGAGACCACAGGAUGAUGUCACAAUGGUCUAGCCUGGAAAUUUGGCAGGGGGAUGCACUGAUAUGGAGAAGAUGACUCUUCUUUGAUUUUGAACUUAUUGCCUCUGAGGUACUGAAGGAGUUGGAGAUGCAGGACUGGAAAUAGAUGGCUAUUUCAGAGAAGUGGAUAGAGCUCUCUGCCCUCAGCCCCCACCAUGGCCACAGCUGUAGCCCAGAAGCUCAGUCGCUUCUUCCCCAGUGUCCGGCAGCUGGGACAGAUGCCCAGGCUCCUGGGGGAGCUGGCUUCCCCCCUGCCAGACAGCACUGUGGGCCGGGCUGAGGUGCCCCGCCUCUUCUGGAAGCCAUAUAUCUACUCAGGCUACCGGCCCCUGCAUCGCACCUGGCGUUUCUACUUCCUGAGCCUUUUCCAAAAGCACAACGAAGCCGUCAACGUCUGGACCCACCUGGUGGCUGCCCUGGUGCUGCUCCUGCGCCUGGCAUGCUUUGCGGGCACCGUGGACUUUGUGGGCGACCCCCACGCCCGGCCCCUCUUCCUCAUUGUCCUUGCCUCUAUCACCUACCUGCUUUUCAGUGCCCUGGCCCACCUCCUUCAGGCCAAGUCUGAGUUCUGGCAUUACAGCUUCUUCUUUUUGGACUAUGUGGGUGUGGCCGUGUACCAGUUUGGCAGUGCCCUGGCCCAUUUCUACUACGCCAUCGAGCCCGCCUGGCACGCUCGUGUGGCAGCCAUCUUCCUGCCUGCUGCCGCCUUCCUUGCCUGGUUAUCUUGUGCUGGCUCCUGCUACACCAAGUACCGCCAGUUGCCUGGGCUGCUGGGCCGCAUUUGCCAGGAGAUGCCCUCGGGACUGGCUUAUGCCUUGGACAUCAGCCCGGUGGUGCAUCGCAUCUAUGUGGCCCAGGCCCUGGGCCAGGAGGACCCUGCUGUGCUCUACCACAAGUGCCAAGUGGCUUUCUUUCUUCUGGCGGCCGCCUUCUUUUCUGCCUGCUCCCCCGAGAGGUGGUUUCCCGGAAAGUGCCACAUCUUUGGGCAGGGCCACCAGCUGUUCCAUGUCUUCCUGGUGCUGUGCACACUGGCUCAGCUUGAAGCCGUGGCCUUGGACUAUGAGGCCCGGAGGUCCAUCUACGAAGGGCUCCACCGCCGUGCCCCCCACAACUUCUCAGCCCUCUUCCUCCUCACUGUGAUCUGUAGUGUUCUCACGGCCCUCUUCCUCAGCCACCGUGUGAAGCAGGAGCUCAAUUGCAAAGAGGACUGAAGGGGGGCAGUGAAAGGGUGCUGGGUGGGGAGGGGGGAAGGGCCUGGGCCCAGCGCCCAGUUCUGGAGUGAGGAGAGCAAUCAGACUAUCUUAGAAGCCCCAGUAAAGUUGUUUGUGACUGGCC